UGUUUUCUAUACUUAUGUUGGAACGCUCGGCUUCGCGUCGACGGCGCAGUCGUCGCAGGGCUCCUCGGCGGGCGCGGUCCGCCGCCGUUUGACGUUUUCGGGGGAGACGACGAUGGCGUCGGCGGCGCGCGCCGCCGUGGAAGGAGAUGCCCCGAGCGCGGCCUCGAGCGCGGCCAGCGUCUGGACGCCCGUCAGCGUCUUCCCGUUGACGACCCACGUCGGGUAGGCCUCGACGGCGGCGGCGGCGCACUUGGCCGGCUGCGCCUUGGUGCCGCGCGGGUCGCACUCGUAGGCGGGCACGCGCGGCCACGCGGUCUUGCCGAAGAGCUGCCGCUGCUGGUCGCAGAAGCGGCACCAGUAGGUCCCGUAGAAGACGGCGCCGCUCUUGGCCAGGGCCGUCGCCACGCGCAGCGCGUCGGGGGACGACGGCUGCAGGACGGGCGGCGGCUUGUUCGUCGUCGGCUUCUUGGCGGGCGCCGCCUUUCGCAGGCCCGCCAGCACCUCGAGGUCGUCGAGCGACCGCACGCCGGAGAAGAGGCGCCCGUCCGGCGCCGCCCAGGUCGGGUAGGCGCCGAUCUUGGCCGCCUUGCAGAGGCCCGGCGCGGCGCCGAGGCCCCCGGGGUCGCACUCUACGUACGCGACGGCGGCCGACGCCUGCUUGCCGAGCACGCGGCGCUGCUCGUCGCAGUAGCGGCACCAGUACGCUCCGUAGAACUCGAACCCCUUGGCGUUCAGCGCCUCGACCACGCGCAGUUGGCGCUUGCUCGACGGCGCGGUCACCUCGGGCGGCGGCCGGCCCUCGGGCAGCGGGAUCGGCGGGACGGCGUUGGAUUCGAGCGGUGCGAGGGUCACGGCCGCGGCGGCGAGGCGUUGCGCGGCACGCCGCCGCGUCGUGGGUUCCAGCGUCGUCGCGGUGAGAGGUACGAGAGCUAUGAUGGUUCGGCGCAUUUUUGCGCGUGAGCUGCUGAGCUCAGUGCUGGGUCAGCCAGCAGUGAUAGACCUGUGAUGAGUGCAGCAAGUGCGCUGCGCCAGUGAAGACAAGCGGUGCAGCAAGUAUAUUCACUCCCGCGCACGAGCUGCUGGUGCAAGCAGGUAGGCAUGCAAGUGUGGUGAGCUUG
This is a messenger RNA of Pelagomonas calceolata, 1118 nucleotides long. The record is from the annotation of a GenBank genome assembly. Lineage: Eukaryota; Pelagophyceae; Pelagomonadales; Pelagomonadaceae.